Messenger RNA from Prorocentrum cordatum, 1302 nucleotides. The record is from the annotation of a GenBank genome assembly. Lineage: Eukaryota; Dinophyceae; Prorocentrales; Prorocentraceae.
CUAAAGGGACUAUUGAACUUCUUGCGACAUGGGUCCCAGCUCGGCAGAACCCGAAGGUGCGCAGAAGAGCGCGCUUGGGAUUGCUGGAUGGACUCGGAGUGAUUGCCGGGGCCCGGACCAGUCAGCCCAGCGCGGGGCGCCCCUGGCAGACUCGCAACCGCCAGGGGCCGCCGAUCUUCCAGGGGCCGGCCGGUCCGCAUGGCAAGGGCUUCGCUUAUUCGGCCAGCGCGCGCGGCGCAGGACUCGAGCGAUGGAGGUCCAGGGGGGGAGGCGGCCGAGCGAGCGAGGCGGGCCCCGAGUGCGGCGAGGAGCGGGGGCCCGACGCUGGGAGGCGGUCAGGGCUGGCCGAGAGCCCAUGGCCGAGCGGUCAGGGCCGGCACCGACGUCCGAAGGACUUCGCGAAAACCUUCGAGGGCACUUGCGGCGUGGCGACUGGCGCCAGAGGUGUGGAGCCGUGCGAGAUGGCCAUGGUCGUCGGACCCAAACGGCAACGGGGAGAUGAUCUACGACAGCAUCAUCCAGAAUGCCAGGGGUGACGGGCAGCUGUCGGAGGAGGUCGGAGAAGCUGUCUAUGAGAAGAUCCGAGAGCGGCUCAAGCAGUUCACGACUCCUGGCGAAACGCAAAUCGGGACGCGCGCGGAGGGGAACGACCUCGAGAAGUUGCCAAGUGAGAGUUGCCUGGACUUCGAAGCCCGACGGGAGAGGCACCGCCGCAGCGUGCAGAGAGCAGGCCUGGCGCGUGCCGAGGCCGAGGACUUCGCGGAGUGCGUCGCGAGGAACGGGAAGAAAUGCACCGCUGUGACCCGGGUCGGCAAGCGGGACUGCCCGAGGAAGGACAGCGGAAUCGAAUGAAGGGCGCCGAAGGCCGCGCAGGAGGCCUACGCGGUCGCGCACGUGCGAUCGAGCAGGUUACUCGAGACAGCCAGGCGUCAAGUAAGCCAUGACAGUCAUUCCGUGGCCUUCGAGUUCAUCGCGGCAGGUGGUAUCCGGGCCGAUUCGGCCCAAGAAUGGAUGAGGACCCCAUGAAUGAAUUGUGCCCCCAGGGUGAAGGUAUGCCGGUGAGUGGCGCUGCCGAGCAGGUCCCCGACCGACUUCCGCCCUGCGGGAUGGAGUUCCCAAAGAUGCUGGGGCGUGGUCGUCCACCGCGCGAGAUCCGGCACAGCGCGGACGAGUGCACGGUGUGUUCGACCGUGUCAGGAAUCAUGCAAACAGGGAACCGUAAUAAAUCACGCCCCUGUCAAAAAGGCCCAAAUGCGGCCAGAUCUCUAGUGUUAUCGGGUCGAAAAGUCCAGCCGUGUGCAG